Striga hermonthica is the source of this 1047-nucleotide messenger RNA. NCBI's taxonomy places the organism in Eukaryota, Viridiplantae, Streptophyta, Magnoliopsida, Lamiales, Orobanchaceae. The record is from the annotation of a GenBank genome assembly.
AUGGCCAACGGCGGAGACUUUGAGGCGGCGAUGUCGGCUCCGGCGACGCCGGGAACGCCGACGCCGCUAAUGCCGUCGUCGCUGCGAGUGGACUCGCUGUCCUAUGAUCGGAAGUCAAUGCCUCGGUGCAAGUGCCUCCCCGUCGACGCGCCCACGUGGGGUGCACCCCACUCAUGCACCUUCGCCGUACCUGAUAUCUCCCUCACUCGCAAGCUGGGAGCAGAGUUUGUGGGUACUUUCAUCCUGAUAUUCGCGGCCACGGCGGGCCCCAUCGUGAACCAAAAGUACAACGGGGCAGAGACCUUGAUCGGGAACGCGGCCUGCGCAGGGCUGGGAGUCAUGAUCGUGAUCCUUUCGACGGGCCACAUCUCGGGGGCCCACCUAAACCCGUCCCUCACCAUUGCCUUUGCAGCCCUUCGCCACUUCCCGUGGGUCCAAGUCCCUGCCUACAUAGCAGCCCAGGUGUCGGGCUCCAUAUGCGCCUCGUUUGCCCUAAAAGGAGUCUUCCAUCCCUUCAUGUCCGGUGGGGUCACUGUCCCAUCCGUCACCACCGGCCAGGCAUUCGCCCUCGAGUUCCUCAUCACUUUCAAUCUCCUCUUUGUCGUCACUGCUGUUGCCACCGAUACUCGUGCCGUUGGAGAACUAGCGGGAAUAGCGGUUGGAGCUACAGUUAUGCUCAACAUAUUAGUCGCCGGGCCCUCGAGUGGUGGCUCGAUGAACCCGGUGAGAACUCUGGGGCCAGCAGUAGCAGCAGGUAACUACAGGUCGUUAUGGAUAUACCUUGUGGCCCCAACACUUGGGGCCAUAGCCGGUGCAGGUAUCUACACGCUCGUCAAGCUUCGUGGGGAAGACGAACCAGAGGCCCGCCCGACCGCCUAUCUUGAGAACGGGCCGUGGGCCGAAUCCAUAAUCGAGGAGCCCGACUUGCUCGCUGCAAAUCGUUACGCGGCCCACAUGGGCCCUCAGGCCCACCAAUGUGAAAAGAUUGAGAAUUUUGGAGCCAAGUGUCUCGACCUAGCCAAAGCCUACGGGCCAACAACAAUGUGA